AUGCGCAUCUACACAUAUAAGGCCAUGAAGUACUGUUCGCGCUUUUCAAGCCGCCUAUUUGAGCCCAGUAUCCCCCCUACACCCGAUUCCGACGGCUUAGCCAUCGAACUAAACAACCUUCCUCCCCUCCUAUCCCCUAGUUCAACGGGAGAUGCUCUUGAUGGUCCCGUCCCGGAUUCGGGCUCGCCGACCCUCCUCUCUAUCCCUCCUCCCCCACCGUUGCCAGGGGAUGUCCGCCGCCAGUAA
Messenger RNA from Penicillium verrucosum, 246 nucleotides. RefSeq lists its product as uncharacterized. NCBI's taxonomy places the organism in Eukaryota, Fungi, Ascomycota, Eurotiomycetes, Eurotiales, Aspergillaceae. Bases 1 to 246 code for a protein of 81 amino acids. The record is from RefSeq and is a predicted model, not a curated record. The transcript is spliced from 2 exons.